This is a messenger RNA of Seminavis robusta, 525 nucleotides long. The record is from the annotation of a GenBank genome assembly. Lineage: Eukaryota; Bacillariophyta; Bacillariophyceae; Naviculales; Naviculaceae.
AUGACAUCCUCCCUGCCGCCCUCUGGCCCAUCAAGUGGCCCAACUUUCUUCGACUUUUCCUCCUUUCAAUUGGAGAUAGUCAGCGAUCACCACAAAUCACACAAGAAGCGCCCUGUGGAAUCUCAGCUGGAAUCUCUCUCCAUGGAAGACUCAUCGCAUUCGCUACAGAGUGACUGUCGAUGGAGCUCGAGCUGCCCCUCUGUGGAUAAGAGUCCUGUGAUGGGAGCUGCCCGCCUCCGAUGGCCCGAGAGGACUCCCUCUUUCACCGAGAUUGAUCAAGAGGAUGAAUGGUCGUUGUCCUCCGGAUCCGAGGACGCGAUGGCAAAGUCCGACCCGGGAAUCUCCAGCCGACGCGGUGAAAGGCAAGUGUCGCCAGUACGAACCCACUCCAGUCGACACAACAAUGCUCUCAGAGCAUCAUCGGGGCGAGCACCACAGCGUCCAAGAAGACAACCAUCCCUCACGGGCAAGUUGGAUACAGGUGACCAUGCUUUUCAGAGGCAGCAAACCGCUCUAGUCGCCUGA